Molecule: messenger RNA, 462 nt
Organism: Aspergillus wentii DTO 134E9
Lineage: Eukaryota; Fungi; Ascomycota; Eurotiomycetes; Eurotiales; Aspergillaceae
Product: nascent polypeptide-associated complex subunit family protein
Exons: 4
Coding region: 1-462 (153 amino acids)
Cellular component (GO): cytosol; nascent polypeptide-associated complex
Source: RefSeq, a predicted model, not a curated record
AUGGAUCAGGCAAAGUUGGCUAGAAUGCAGGCGAGCGUGCGGAUUGGAGGCAAGGGUACUCCCCGCCGCAAGGUCAAGAAGGUCCACAAGAACUCCGGUGCCGACGACAAGAAGCUCCAGGCCACCCUGAAGAAGAUGAACGUCCAGCCCAUCCAGGCCAUUGAGGAGGUCAACAUGUUCAAGGAGGACGGAAACGUCAUCCACUUCGGUGCUCCCAAGGUCCACGCCUCCGUCCCCUCCAACACCUUCGCCCUCUACGGUCACGGUGAGGAGAAGGAACUCACCGAGCUCGUCCCCGGUAUCCUCAACCAGUUGGGCCCCGACAGCCUCGCUUCCCUGCGCAAGCUCGCCGAGAGCUACCAGAACAUGCAGAAGCAGGCCGGUGGUGAGAAGAAGGAUGAUGAGGAGGACGAUAUCCCCGAACUUGUCGAGGGCGAGAACUUCGAGAAGAAUGUCGAGUAA